Acanthamoeba castellanii str. Neff is the source of this 1224-nucleotide messenger RNA. RefSeq names its product rieske [2fe2s] domain containing protein. Gene Ontology annotation, biological process: chlorophyll biosynthetic process; cholesterol metabolic process. The record is from RefSeq and is a predicted model, not a curated record. The transcript has 11 exons. Bases 1 to 1224 code for a protein of 407 amino acids. Gene Ontology annotation, cellular component: chloroplast. Lineage: Eukaryota; Discosea; Longamoebia; Acanthamoebidae. Gene Ontology annotation, molecular function: 2 iron, 2 sulfur cluster binding; chlorophyllide a oxygenase activity.
AUGUCGGUCAUGGUGGCGAGUCUCGUGGUGCUGUGCGCCGUCCUCUACGCCUACUCCGCCACCCCCUCACCGACCACCGCAGGGGUGGUGCUGUUGGCCUUUGUGCUGGGCCUUAUCGCCCACCGCGUGUGGGGUAGCACCCGCCCCCACCCCAUGGAGGCCCUCGCUGCCGCACGCUCCACGAAGCGCGCACGCGCCAAGGACUACCCGCCCACCUUCCCCAACGGCUGGUAUCUGUCACCCUAUUUGUAUUACGGGAGACGACCUACCGGCCAAGGGGGUGAAGCGUCUGGACACUUGGUCCUGUUCCGCACGGAGAGCGGCGAAGCCAAGGUGCUGGACGCGUACUGCCCGCACAUGGGCGCCGACCUGGGCGUCGGCAGCAAAGUGGUGGGCGACUGCAUCGAGUGCCCCUUCCACAAGUGGACCUUCAAUGGCGAGGGCAAGUGCACCCACAUACCCUACUCGAAGAAGGCGCCCGAGUUCGCCAAGGCGCGCUCGUGGCAGGUGUUGGAGUACCACAAGCUUGUAAGAGCACUAACCACUCCUAUCUACACAGAGGGCCGGAACCCGCCCUACGUGCCUCCCCGUAUCAAGGAGAUCGACGAGGGCAAGUUCGUGUACCGAGGCAAGUAUGAUGCCCUCGUCAAGAUGCAUAUUCAGGAAUUCGCUGAGAACAGCGCCGACUUCCAGCACUUUGAUCCCCUGCACGGCCAAAUGUGCCUCCCCUUCACCCUCAUCCCCAUUCCCGGCAUGCGCAUCAUCCACGAAGCUGAUUGGAUUCCAGGCAAAGGCGAUGAAUCGCACAUUGCGUACUUCCUGGACAAGGCCCACCUCCAGUUCUGCGGUCGAGACCUCCCUCGAACAGACGCGAAGGGCACCGUCUCGUUUGUUGGACCCGCGAGCAUCUGCUACUUUCGCUUUGAGACCGAGCUCGGAGAGAUUCUACUGUUCCACACGCACACGCCCCUCGAGCCGCUACUGCAGAAGGUCGAGUUCCGCUAUUGGGCGGACAAGAGCAUCCCCAGGUUGAUUCUGGUGUGGUACGUGGUGGGUAACUGGAUAGCGCAAUGGAAGAACGACAUCUCCAUCUGGGAGAACAAGGUGUGGCAGCUGAAGCCCAUCCUGGUCAAGGAGGACGGCCCCGUACAGAGACUGCGCAGGUGGUAUGCCCAAUUCUAUUCCAGCCAGUCGGCGGUGGAGAAGAACACCCUCGAGUGGUGA